This is a messenger RNA of Verticillium alfalfae VaMs.102, 1930 nucleotides long. RefSeq lists its product as hypothetical. Gene Ontology annotation, biological process: regulation of DNA-templated transcription. The transcript has a single exon. The record is from RefSeq and is a predicted model, not a curated record. The coding region runs from base 35 to 1615 and encodes 526 amino acids. Lineage: Eukaryota; Fungi; Ascomycota; Sordariomycetes; Glomerellales; Plectosphaerellaceae. Gene Ontology annotation, molecular function: DNA-binding transcription factor activity, RNA polymerase II-specific; zinc ion binding.
AUGUCCCCAUCAAUUGAACCCUCUGCCCGCCUCGAUGCCAGUCGACAACGCGCACCCGACUCGAGUCAGGCGAGCCUGUGAUGGGUGCCGGUUGAGGAAGGUUAAAUGCGACGGAGCCCAGCCAUGUGCCAACUGCGAGACUCAUGGCAUUCGGUGCGUUGGCGCAACUCUUGAGCCAGAGAGACGCAAAAAUCCCAUCCGGGGUAGACUUGUUGCGAAAGCUCGGGGAGAAAUCACGGGAGAACCAUCCCCUCCACAAGCACAGCAUCCAGUCGCCGUCUAUGGAAGCCAGCUUUCACCUGGCCAAACUGUCCUUCUUGGAUCCUCGUCUGGUCCUCCGCCACCUAAAGACUUCUUUCGAAACCUUCUCCCGCAAUUCGAACAGAUCAUUUACCCCUUCAACCCCGCAGUCUCCCCGGCCGACAUAUUCGCCGCCAUCGACGCCAUGGACGAGAGUUUUGAAGACGCUGCCUUGGUUUAUGCUUUUGGAGCUACGACUGCGUUUCUGACAGAGACCUCGGCCACCAUGCACGGCGAUGCUGCUUCGCAAAUGAACGAGCUUCUUCAAUACAGCCUGGAGGCUCACAGGCGCGUCGACCUUGGCCCAGACUCAUUCAUCCGGCUAGAUGAGACCCCUCUCAUCACCAACAAGCGGAUCAUGACGUGUAUCUAUCUUGAAAUUGCCAUGAUGCCCCUCAAGUUCUAUGAUCGCAGCUUCGGCCAUCUUCGAGAAGCCAUCACCAUGAUCCAGGUCGUCCAGACACGCCAGCGUAGCGCAGAGACACUCCGGGGAGCCGACUUGGUCAUGUUUCAGAGACUCUACUGGGAGGCCUACAUUCAUGAGAGAUUCCUCACCAUCGCAUCAGGCUUUCCCAGCAUCCUCCCUCCCCUCAAGUCUGGAGUCCCGAUGCGGGAUCCAAUCAUUGCAGCGCACAUUCAAAUCGGCUUUGAUCGAAUCAUUGAACUCUUUACCAUCCUCGACGACGUUUUGUUGUCGAAUUGGGAUGGUAGAGAAGAUAGGGCUACGCAAAUCACAGUCGACUGGAUCGAAAGCAAACAGGUGCAGCUUGACCAACAUGAAAUAAAUGCCGCGGAAUCCGAGCGCGAACUUCGCUUCAGCGGCCACGAUGGCUUCACAGAGCUACAGCACGCCGAUUUGUUCAUCACCAGGCUCUGGAUACGGACGCUGCUCUGGCAGCUCGCCCUCUCCAAGGGGUUCUUACGCUUGGCUCCCGCACAUACCCACGAGGGUCUCUCAUUACAAUUCCCCGCUCUACGCCUGACAACACAGCUUCGGAGCCUCGUCAGCCGCCUGGACAGCAUUGCUAGCAUCAGCACACAGGGCAGCGGUAUCCUCCAGAAACUGUUCGAGAUCACCAGCACCAUUGCCGACGUUCUGGCCGUGUCUGUCAACCAGCCGAGCAUGGAGAGCCACAUUGAAGAUUUCCUUUACAUAGCGCGCUUUCUCAUCAACUUUGAGCGCAUGCGCGACAAGCACAGGGUCUAUUUGCAGGAGAAGAUGGACACGCUUCGAGGGUCGUAUCCCGGACUACCAUUUUCACCAGUCCCCUUGGGUGCUUUGUCGCAGGCUUCGUCGCCAAUGGACCAGCUAUGACCAAGAUGCGCUGCUAUCUGCGAGUGUGACUUUUUUCAUGACUGAUGUGUGAUUUCUGACAGACCAUUGCACUCAAGGAUUGCAUGUUGGAAAUGAUCAUGCUAAUGCUAAUACUCCACGCCAUGUAUCCGCCGGUGAACACUUCACUCCGACAGACAGGCGACUGCUCUACCGUCUAGUUGACAUCCCCACGCACAUAAUUACAAACAAGACAUCCACUAUUUACAGAUGAGGCUGUCCAAUAUCAAGCACCUGUCCCUGCGUGCCGGCCAUAUCCUCCCACAGCUGAACCGAAUCAAACACGCUGUGUGACCC